CAGUGUCGGGUUGGCAUUGAUCACUUUAAGGCUUUAGACACAUCUAUCACCUAAAUCUACCACACACAAGACAACCAAAGAUGGGCUGGGAUGGAGGAUACGAGCCCAAUGGCACUGAGGGAAAAAACUUCUACAUACCGAUGUCCAACAAAACCGGAAUUGUCCGAAGUCCCUUUGAAUACCCACAGUACUACAUGGUGGACCCAAUGAUCUACAAGGUCCUAGCCUUCUACAUGUUCUUUCUGAUCUGCACUGGAACUCCCAUAAAUGGACUGACAUUGUUUGUAACAGCUCAAAACAAGAAAUUACGGCAGCCUCUCAACUACAUCCUUGUAAAUCUGGCCGUGGCCGGACUCAUCAUGUGCUGCUUUGGCUUCACCAUCACUAUUACAUCCGCUGUAAAUGGAUACUUCAUUCUUGGACCCACUUUUUGUGGUAUUGAGGGAUUCAUGGCAACACUUGGGGGUGAAGUGGCUCUCUGGUCCUUGGUUGUGCUUGCUAUUGAGAGAUAUAUUGUCGUAUGCAAACCCAUGGGCAGUUUCAAAUUCACUGGAACUCAUGCUGCCGCUGGAGUUCUUUCCACCUGGAUCAUGGCUCUUGCUUGUGCAGCACCCCCACUUUUCGGGUGGUCCAGGUACAUUCCUGAAGGAAUGCAGUGCUCCUGCGGACCUGACUAUUACACUUUGGCUCCAGGAUACAACAAUGAAUCUUAUGUCAUCUACAUGUUUGUGGUUCACUUCUUCAUUCCUGUUUUCCUGAUUUUCUUCGCUUAUGGAAGCCUUGUCAUGACAGUCAAAGCUGCCGCAGCUCAGCAGCAAGAUUCAGCUUCUACACAGAAAGCUGAGAAGGAGGUAACACGAAUGUGUCUCUUGAUGGUGUUGGGCUUCCUGGUAGCCUGGACACCAUAUGCAACUUUUGCUGGCUGGAUCUUUCUAAACAAAGGAGCAGCUUUCACAGCUCUGACUGCUGCCUUACCUGCUUUCUUUGCUAAAAGCUCAGCACUGUACAAUCCUGUUAUCUAUGUGCUGAUGAACAAACAGUUCCGUAACUGCAUGCUCAGCACCAUUGGAAUGGGCGGCAUGGUGGAGGAUGAGACCUCAGUUUCAACUAGCAAGACAGAAGUCUCAACUGCUGCUUAAGGACCCCUUGUCUUAAUCAUGAUGAUGUCUUCAAGUCUUUGGACAAGUUUCUGAAGAAUUAUUUUAUGAUAUUUAUUGACCACUCCAAAAAGAAACUUUUGCCAAAUGGAUUCAUGGAUUUAUUAACUGAGGAACAAGGAAUUCUGUCUCAUCUGCUUAUACAUGUAAAGUAUCAAGUACCUCAGAGUAAUCUUCUAUAGCAGCUGUGGGAAUGUGUGCCUGUGAGAGCGUAUGUUAAUGAAUGCAUGGCUGAAUUUGGAUCUACCUGAGCACCUCAUACUGUAUAUACACAGGCUUUGAAUCGCUGUUCCUGAACCCAUUAAUUGCUGAAUGUUCAAACAAGUGUGGGAUGUUUGUUACUCUGUAAGGUAAAACGUUUUAUUGGUUUACCAGCUGCAUUAUUUUUUGCAUUUUUUGAAAAAGAUAAAAAAAAAAAAUACAUAGUGUUGGUUAGACAAUAAAUGCAUGCAUCAAAAGAAA
Cyprinodon tularosa is the source of this 1619-nucleotide messenger RNA. RefSeq names its product green-sensitive opsin-like. Gene Ontology annotation, biological process: phototransduction; G protein-coupled receptor signaling pathway; visual perception. Gene Ontology annotation, molecular function: G protein-coupled receptor activity. The transcript has 5 exons. Bases 81 to 1139 code for a protein of 352 amino acids. Gene Ontology annotation, cellular component: photoreceptor outer segment; membrane. The record is from RefSeq and is a predicted model, not a curated record. Lineage: Eukaryota; Metazoa; Chordata; Actinopteri; Cyprinodontiformes; Cyprinodontidae.